AUGAAGUUCCUCGCCCUCGCAACCGCCCUGUCGGUGGCCGUCACCGAAGUCUCGGGCCACUACAUCUUCCAGCAGCUGUCCGUCGGUUCCACCAAGUAUGGCGUCUAUGAGAAUAUCCGGAAGAACACCAACUACAACUCCCCGGUGACGGACCUCGCCUCGAACGACCUGCGUUGCAACGAGGGUGGCGGCAGCGGUGCGAAGACCACGGUAGUCAACGUCAAGCCCGGUGAUUCCUUCACCUUCACCCUCGACACCGCCGUCUACCACCAGGGCCCCGUCUCUCUUUUCCUCUCCAAGGCCCCCUCCCACGUGCAGGACUACGACGGAAGUGGCAAAUGGGCCAAGUUCAAGGACUUCGGCCCGACCUUCUCCAACGGCCAGGCAUCGUGGCCCCUAAGAUUGACCUACCAGCACACGAUCCCGACGUGUCUCCCCAACGGCGAGUACCUGCUGCGUGUACACAACAUCGGCAUCCACAACCCGUGGCCUGCUGGUGUUCCUCAGUUCUACAUCUCGUGCGCGCAGAUCAACGUGACGGGCAGCUCUGCUCCGGCCAGCUCGUUCGCGCCGACUCUCAGCAUCCCUGGAGCUUUCAAGAACACCGACCCUGGAUACACCGCCAACAUUUACCAACCUGGCUUCAGUUCGUACGAGGUCCCUGGAGGCAAGGAGGCUAAAUGA
Molecule: messenger RNA, 684 nt
Organism: Colletotrichum graminicola M1.001
Lineage: Eukaryota; Fungi; Ascomycota; Sordariomycetes; Glomerellales; Glomerellaceae
Product: fungal cellulose binding domain-containing protein
Exons: 7
Coding region: 1-684 (227 amino acids)
Source: RefSeq, a predicted model, not a curated record